Molecule: messenger RNA, 7832 nt
Organism: Drosophila ananassae
Lineage: Eukaryota; Metazoa; Arthropoda; Insecta; Diptera; Drosophilidae
Gene: LRR
Product: F-actin-uncapping protein LRRC16A
Exons: 22
Coding region: 1152-5543 (1463 amino acids)
Biological process (GO): cell migration; regulation of Arp2/3 complex-mediated actin nucleation
Cellular component (GO): lamellipodium; plasma membrane
Molecular function (GO): protein binding
Source: RefSeq, a predicted model, not a curated record
AAGAAAAACUAUGAAUAAAAUAAUAAUAAAGUAAAUAAAACCUCAAUAUCUUUCAUAUUUUAAGUAAGCGCAACAGAGAAAUUAUUAGGGCUCACCUUCCGAAAUGAAACCGUUAUAACUUUAAAUACUUAUGAUUGGAAGGUAUAUAAAGAUUGCUUUAGAGUUGCCAACCAAUACAAUUAUAUUCAUGUGGAUUAUUACACUGUUUUAUGAGGUCCCCCCCUAAACGGAGUGUUUUUGCGGAUUCGGUCACACCAUUUCCUCGAGCUCACUUCGUUCGCUGCGGAUUUUUAUUAAUUUUUAACCGAGAUCCGCAAAUUGGCUGUUUUAGCCGGAAUUGCUUUAUUAUAAAUUAGGCGCAUUAGGGUUUUUUAAGAUAAAUAUUUUGACCGAAAAUAAAAAAAAUAUUCGAGUACUAGGACAUGGUGGAAGCCUAGCUGGAUGGAUACAUUCUUAAUCGGGGAUUUAAAAGGAAAACAGUGAAAAGUGUCGGCUUAAAUUGGCAAACAAAGUUGCUAACUGAAACGGCAGAAGAAAAUAAAAAAAAAGAGUUGAAAGAAAACCAAGUGGCAGUCUGUGCGGCGGCGUCCUUCGCAGGAGUGCGAGUUUUCCUGGCCCCGCGACGACGACGAGGGUGGAAAACUCAGGAAAAACGCGUGAAAAACCGAAAUUGUGCGUGUGUGUGCAAAUAAUGUGAAGUUGGCAGGAAAAAACUGCUGCAUCUUUGAAUUUGGGGGAUAUUCGAUUAAUAAUAAUUAAAAGGAAUGUCCGAUCGGCGAUUUUUGGUGUUCGCACGGGAUGCGUAGCGGCAGCGGCGGCUCAAAAAUCCAGUUUCGGGCUGCAAGGCGUGUCAGGAUUGAAAUCGAACCACCACCACCACCACCAUCACCAUCAGCACCACCAACAACAGCAACAACAAAAUAAUAACAACAACAAGAGGAGUGCGGUGGAGCGGAUGUUUUGAGUCAAAAUUCGUUGCUUGUUGGCCCUUUCCUGGUUAUUCCUGUUUGACUUCAUUUUCACUGAACUGAGCCGCUGCCACUUUCGCCAGCACUAACUACAAAAACAACAUCACCAACAACAACAUCAAUAUCCAAUAACAACAACAGGAGUCUCUUGAAACCGCCAGAAUUUCUUUUUCAAAAGACAAAAUGUCGACUCGCUCGCAAUUAACCAAGGACCUCAACGAAAGCGUCAAGUCCAUACUGGGUCGCCACACAAAGAUACUCGUCAAGUACAUGGUCAAGCUGGAGACGAAAGGCGACAAGACGGAGAAUCGUGUUCUGGUCUUUACACCCGUGAGGGUAUAUCUGCUCAGUGCCAAAGUGCCCACCAAGAUCGAAUGCCAUUUCCACUACCUGGACAUCGUAGGAGUCGAGAGCAAGAAGCCCACCCAUUUCUCCAUUGUGACCAACGAUCGGCCCUACUCGUUCGCAACCACCGGCGAUGCGGGCAGUUUCAGCUCGAACGCUGAUGUCAUUCUAACCGAUCUGGCCUCAGCCAUCAAGCAGAUUUUUCCAACAGUUCCUCUCAAAUACAUAAUACGAAAGAUCGAUAUCCAGCCACCGGAGCGAGAGACCAUAUUCUCCGAGGAAUUCCGACCCUCUGAUCCGCGCAAUGUCGGCCCCUGCGGCGGAUUCAGUGCCCAGUACGCCUGCAUGUGCGACUUCCAUGGCGUUCCCUAUCGCGAGGAGGUGGCCUGGGACGUGGACACCAUCUAUCUGUCCCACGACACCCGAGUGCUCAACCUGCGCGACUUUGACCACCUGGAACCAAAAGACCUGAUGGCCAUUGUUUCCGCUCUGGAGUAUAAUACAUUUUUUCGCGGCCUGAAGGCUGCCCACAUGCGACUGUCCCACGAGACCCUGGAACGCAUCCUGCACGUGCUCAAGCGUUCGAUGUGGCUGGAGGAGCUGCAUCUGGAGGCGCUAGGAUUAAGAUGGGAUUUCCUAAACAAGUUAUCGAUAUCUGUGAUAACGAAUAGCAAUCCCGCCAUUCGCACCAUUGAUCUGAGCCACAAUAUAAUUGAGGAUAAAGGUGCCAUCCACUUGGCCGGACCCAUCGCCAAGGUGUCCAAGGGUCUGUGCAAGCUGGCCCUGGCCCACUGCGGCUUGACUUCGAAGGGGGUGAACCAGAUGUCCCACUCCCUGACGCUCAAUCAAAGUAUUUCCAACUCGCUCACGUAUCUAGACCUAAGUGGUAAUAGUCUCAAAGAUGAUAUAACCAAUCUGCACAACUUCCUGGCUCAACCCAAUGUGCUGGAGCACUUGGACCUGGCCUCGACUGACAUCACAUUGGAAAAUUUGUUUGGAGCUCUCUUGCGCGGCUGUGCCACGCACCUGGCCCACCUCAACGUAUCGCACAACUCGUUUAGCACCAAAAAGGGCAAGGAGAUACCGCCCUCGUUCAAGCAAUUCUUCACCAGCACCCUCAGUCUGAAGCACCUCAACAUAGCCGGCUGCAAGCUGCCCAUGGAAGCUCUUAAGAAUUUGCUGCUCGGCCUGGCCUGCAACGAAUCCACAGCUGGACUUCAUCUAGAUCUCAGCGGCAACACGCUGGGCACCCAAGGCGCCCACGUGCUUGAGUCCUGCAUCCACGGAGUACGAGUGCUGCAAAGCCUGGACAUCAGCGACAACAAUUUGGAUGCUGAACUGGCGCCCGUGCUGACGGCCAUCUCAAAGAACCCCUCAAUACGAACGCUAUACUUAACCCGCAACCUAACGGGCAUGAAGCCAAAGCACAUUCCCCCCGUGAUGGACGCCCUGGUGAACCUCAUCCAGAAGGACGACUUCCCCCUGGCCGAGCUAGUGCUUUCGGAGAACAAGCUGAAGCACGACCUGCACGACUUCAUCAAUGCCCUCGGCAGCAAUCAGAGCCUGCAGAAGCUGGACAUCAGUGGCAAUUAUAUGGGAGAUGUGGGCGCCCGGCUGUUGGCCAAAGCCCUGCAGAUCAACAACCGACUGCGAACCAUUUACAUGGACAAGAAUGCAGUGACGCUGCAGGGAUAUGCAGAUAUUGUGUAUGCCCUGGAGCACAACCACAGCAUGCGCACCAUCCCGUUCCCCGUGUUCGAUAUUGCUCCGCACCUAAAGAGUCAUCCGGACAAGACGGAUGCGGUGAUGCGAAAGAUGCAGGAGCUGCUGCAGCGCAACUGCAAUGGACUGAAGCGCACCAAUGGUCAGGGCUUCCGGCUGCAACACGGAUUCAUGCUGUCCUCCACGCACCAGUUGGUGGACAAGCUAGUAGCCGAGACGCAGGACACCAUCUCGCUGGCCAAGGGCGGCAGUGAUUCCGCCUCGGCGGUGCAGCGCCUCAUAACCGAAGCGGAGAACUGCAAGCAGCUGAUGCCCAAGCUGCAGGAGGCGGUUCGCAGCGACGCCCAUCCCAUCGAGAUGAAGCUGACCCGAGUGGCCAGUGAGCUGGGCUACACGAUCAAGAGCUAUCUGGAGGAGACGCUGGAGACGAUGAUGCGAACGGGUAUCGAGCAGUGUCCCAAGACCCUGGGCAACCAGAUAGUGGUGCAGGAUCUGCGGAAGGUCCUGGCCGAACGCCUGCUGGUGCCCGAGGACUUCCUCCAAAGCUGUUUACUGAACAAUGCCGGCAGUGAGAUCAUGAACAAAGUUAGUGAAAUCGAGCAAUCCCUGGCAGCCGCCAUCUCGGAUAGGGCCACUGAUGAAGUUUUGGAGGCUCUGACCCGCUAUCGCAGGGGCCUCGGCAUUGCUGAGUCGCCAUCGGUACUGCUGGACGAGCCGCAAACGCCGGACAUCGUUCGCAGCCGCUCCAGUCAUGACGCGGAUGGUCUGAUCAUACGGCCGGGUGGAAGAGGCUCUAUAUUGCCCAAACUGGGCCUGGAAUCGCCCACUAAAUUGGAAUAUCUCAACCUUGCCACUCCUCAUCUGGCCACCAAGCGGCGCAGCGUUGCCAGGAAAGUGCGUCCCCAGUCUGUCGUGGAGAAUCUCAGCCUGGGUCAUAUACCAGAUCUCCUGGACUCGCCCUCUUCCCAUCGCUCCAGUUCCCAACUGUCGACCCGAGCGGCUGCAGGAGCCGCUGCCGUGGCCGGUGCCACCAACAUGACCGACAGCAUCGCUGCCAUGGACGACGGAGGUGUGGACGAGUGCUGUGACUCCAUCACCGAGUUGCCGAGCGCUUCUUUCCAGCUGCAGCACCUGGUCAAGGGUCGACCAAAGCGUGCCAAGACGCGUGCACCCACUCGGCCGCUGGUUAAUGCUGAGUGUGCCGGAGGCAGUCGGGAGAUUGGCGAGGGGCUGGAGCACUUCUUCCGACCCGGAUCGGUCACACCCACUACCCUCACGCCCUUGGUGUCGCCCACGUCGGAGGAGUGCAGCUCGCUGUCGUUUGUGGACAGUCCCACCAUGAGCCGGGAUGGAAACGGACACAUGACCUCCGAGGAGACUACACCUAUUCUGGAGGAGCGCCGUCCAAUCAAAUUGGAACGUCAGUCGCCCCUGCUGAAGAGUGCCUCCUGGGCCACAAGAUCUCGCUCCACUGACAAUCUGGAGAAAUAUUCUCCUCUGGUGGGUCGCAAAUCCCCGCUGGUUAAGAUGCGCACUGAAGGCGGACCGGGCGCUGGUGCCGGUGGCGAGGAGACAUCCAUUCCCACAUCCAAUCUUCUAAAGGCCACCGCCCGGGAUGAUAAAAUGCGGUCGCCAAGCAGCGAUUCAAUUAAGAGUCAUGCCACGGGCGAAGGCAGCGUGAUUGUCAAGACGGGCAAUGGCAUCCUGCGCACCCCAAUUGUGCUGCAGAAGCCACGACCCUGGUCGGUAGUCGGCAGCGAGCCGAAAGCCAGUGGGGAGCUGGUCACAGGAAAUGGGAAUGCUGAUUCCACGCCAGACAACCUGGAAGAAGAUGAAGUCGAGGUAGUGGCUUUUGGUUCAAGCAGCGGUGGCUCUAUAGUUGGCAUCACGCCUGGCAUAGCCUUAACCACCAGUACCAGUGGAGGUGGCAGCAUUGUGGGCAUCACACCAGGGGCUGCCCUGGAGAAGAAGUCUGUUCGCGAACUAGCCGCUGGACUUAACCGACUGGAACUUCCCCUCAAGCCGCCUGUUAUGCCCAGAACCCUCUUAAAUACAGCGAAUGCGCGCACGAGCAGCACCUCCACCACAUCCACGACCUCAUCCAACGGAGGGAGCUCUUCAACCACUUCCAGUACGUCUACGACAGUAUUAAACAGCCAGAACCAGACCCGUACGCAGGUUGUGACCACCACCAGCAGCGAGACAACUACGGAGCAGACAAGCAGUAGCUCUAGCAGCAUUAGUAGCAGCUCCUCGACCCGGCAGGAGCAGCGUCAUGCCAUGGCCUGUGCAAGUCUAAUCAGCAACGAGAUCCUGAGCAUGCGAAAUGGCCAAUUGGCUGGCAAGUCGGGAAGUUGUGCGGAAAGCGGAGGCGUUAAACGGAUCGCCGGCAAGGAGAUCUCCACACUGUUCGAGGAGACAUUAGUUGAAGAGCUGCAGCAGAGCAUGGCGAACCGACGCAUGUUUAGAGACUCGGCCUACACCAAGGAGGAUGUCGUUGAUUUAUAAGUGUUCUAGUUAUAUGCUCAACAUUCCCUCACACCUCACACCCCAGACAGACCUCCGCCUGACCUGCCACAGAUGAUUGCGUGAUUGAUCGCCGGGGCUUGGAGAUGAUUAUGAUUAAGUGAUUUAGGAGGCGAUGGCAAUGAAAGGGAGGAUAGAUGGAUAGAUGCAACUUAUUCGUACUGAACCAUUAAUUUAUGUGCAAUGGCGCGUGUGUAUUGUUUUUCAUUUGGCAAUUUUGAAUGAACGUGAUUUAUUUAUUGAUAUAUAACCUAAUACUUUUAUCCAAAUUUACCUUUGCAUAUUUAUAAAGAUGUUUUGUGUACUAUAUUUUAUAUUUUUAUGUAUUUUAAAUGAGUUAAGUGCCAAUAAUAUACAGAAUUAACAGAAGUCUAUUUUUAGCGUGUGCUAUACACCAACUUCAAUGAAACUAACGAAGAUAACGCAAUGAAUAUGAUAUACACCUAUAUACACUUUAUGUAAAUCGAUUGCGUAUAUAAGAACUAUUUUAAUGGCCUAAAACUAAAACAAAACAAAAAAAAUAUUUAAACAAAAUCUAAAUGAAAUACAAUAUUUUUUAUAACUGCUUCCAAAUACAAGUAUUCAUGGUUUUUAAUUUUCUGAUUUUUAUUUACCUUAAUUAUACACAUACUUAUAGUAUUCGAACGACAAUCCGUUUUCAAACAUUAAAGCGUAUUGUGCCGCCAAAAACGAAUGCAUUUAUUUAAAAAGAAACGGAGACGGAGUUUAUUGAUUAUUUUCUAAAAAGUUAACAAUUUACUCUAAGGAAUUAGCGAGGACGUUACUGAUAACAAAUUACCGAAUGCAUUUAAACAAGAGAGAAGCGUAAAAACUUAAGAAAAAACUACACAAAUCUAAUUACUGUAACCAAAUCGAAGAAUUUCCAUUUAAAUUUUGAAGAUCAAGUAGUUUGCACCAAAGACACACUGGAUUUUUGCGAAAAGCGUUCUGCCCAUCCACCACCGACCACACACACUUUCAAUUUUGAGUGUUACCCGAUUCCCAUAGUUGGCUCAUUCAAAGGCCAUUCGACUUCAAAAACCAAAAUCGAAUCUUUUAAGUGUUCAUUAAAGUUAAGAAAAUAAAAAUCUCAUUGUAAUCUAUUGAAAUUCAAAUUAAAUGGGCAACAUCUUAAACCUGAGUUUUAAUUUCAAAUUAGAAAGAUGGCGCGAGGUCUUUUAUCGUCCAAUGCUUUUUGAAACGAUAACAGUGCGUUUUUCAAUACCGUUUUACAACACUGUUAUCGAUACCGGCACAUGUAAUCACGCUCUUCGCUCAUCUCUGACUCGCGUCGCUGAAAUUUGUUCUAGUUUUUGGAAAAAUAAACUGAAAAGGACCCAUAUAAGGAACUUUUCUGCCGAAUUUCAAGACAUACUAACUGCCAGGAUGGUGAAGCUAACGCCAGAGUUGAUCAACCAAUCGAUGCAGUACAUAAAUCCGUGCCGGGAGCGCGAACUGGAUUUGCGCGGCUACAAGAUUCCACAAAUUGAGAACCUGGGCGCCACAUUGGACCAGUUCGAUACCAUCGACCUCUCCGACAAUGAUCUGCGCAAGCUGGAUAAUUUGCCGCACCUUCCGCGCCUCAAAUGCCUGCUUCUGAACAACAACCGCAUUCUGCGGAUCAGCGAGGGCUUGGAGGAGGUGGUGCCCAACUUGUCUUCACUUAUUCUAACCGGAAACAACCUGCAAGAGCUGAGCGACCUCGAGCCGUUGACAGGAUUCACCAAACUGGAUACCAUUUGCCUGCUGAUCAAUCCAGUGUCCACGAAGCCCAAUUACCGGGAGUACAUGGCCUACAAGUUCCCGCAGCUGAGGCUGCUCGACUUCCAUAAGAUAAAACAAAAAGACCGGCAGGCAGCCCAAGAGUUCUUCCGAACGAAACAAGGCAAGGACAUGUUGAAGGAGGUCAGUCGGAAAUCCAAACUGAGUGCCGCCGCUGCCUUGGCUGCCGAAGCAAGCAGUGGUAAGGGCAGGGGGGCAGAUGGAGGACGGUUGGCCAACCCAGAGGACAUGCAGCGCAUCCGUGAAGCUAUUAAACGUGCCAGCUCGUUGGCGGAGGUGGAACGGUUAUCGCAAAUCCUGCAGAGCGGGCAGCUUCCGGAAAAAUUCCAGCAUGAGCAGGAAGCAGAAUCAGCACCUGGACAAAAUGGAUCGACGCAUAACGGCGCGGGGGCCGUGGCCAUGGAAUACUAGUAUCCUUUCUGUCCGCCGACCUGUCAGCUACCUUUUAAUCGUAGACCAAUACUUAAAAUAAAACGCCGUAACAAGUUA